Malaya genurostris is the source of this 2490-nucleotide messenger RNA. Its product is annotated as proton channel OtopLc-like. The record is from RefSeq and is a predicted model, not a curated record. Gene Ontology annotation, cellular component: membrane. Bases 139 to 2283 code for a protein of 714 amino acids. Gene Ontology annotation, biological process: proton transmembrane transport. Gene Ontology annotation, molecular function: proton channel activity. The transcript has 4 exons. Lineage: Eukaryota; Metazoa; Arthropoda; Insecta; Diptera; Culicidae.
UCGCGAAUGGAUCGCUUGCUCGGUACAUCCCUGGGCCGUCGCUGUUCGUCAAAAAUUUAUUACAACAAAGUUUAACUCGGCAACUUGGGGUGCCACUGAAACCAUCUACCGGAGUGGUUUAGAGUGUCGAUUCGGAAGAUGCCGUCCCAAGAUAAUGUUGAGUCCGGUGGGCCUCGGAUGGCUUCCGAAUCAGCGGACGCAUCCGAAUCAUUCCACCAGGAAGCGGCACACGAUAUCAGAUUGCAACCAGUUUUAGACGUUGAGGACGAAAAAUCGACGGCCAUCAUCACUGCUGCGAUUCCUUCCUCUACUGCCGCAGAGGUAGACGACGAAGCUAACGAGGAUUCCUUCGAUCCGAAUCACACUCCCGUUGUGGCGUUCCGAAAACGACCGGUCUCAUUCGUGGCCAACAACAAACCACCGGUGCUGCAACGGGCGCUGUCCUAUCAAGCUUCAAUCGGUGGUCAUUCGCACAAAUCCUUCGGAUCAACGGCGGCAGAUGACCACCUGAUACCACCGCCGUCGACGCGAGAGGAAAAGUCCAAAUUUACCCGUCGUUAUCUAGCAGUAGUGACGGCCAUCAUCUACACGCUAUUUCUGAUAGUGUUCGGUUUGAUUGUCUUCGUGACGGAUGCCGUCGAAAAUAACGCACGCUAUCCGCUGGCGGAAGUGUUUGGAUUAUACAUGGUUUCGGUUGGUAUUGUUUACUUCGUGUUUCUGUACUUUGAUGUCAGAAUGCACGUGGUGAGGACUCAUCGAGCAAUCGAAGAAUUGGAACGACGACAGCAAGCGUACGAAGAGAUGAUGAAUAAAACUGCGGCGCAAUUCAACAACGGACCGCUGGCACUGAAUCCCAGCGCUCCGCAGAGGAGCGCCCCACGGGAUUGGGAACUGCCGAAGCUGGAUCCAAUACCGCAUAACUAUUGUUUUGUGAGUGGUAGACAUGGAGAGUUCAUAUAUUUGAAGCUGGGAGCUACCUGGUUCUGUUUCGGACUGUUGAUCCAUUCGGUUCUGUUGCUUUCCUACCAGGGUAUUCUGAUGAACAGCACCGACGGCAAAUGGGCGGCUUGUGCCUCGAACACCACCAUCGCUUUGGAAGUAUUGUUCCUUUGUUACUGCCUUUUCUUGGUAUUCUUUUUCUGGAAGUAUGCCAACGUGGUGAUAAACCAUUAUCGGGGAUUGGCACGGUUUGGAUUGAUGCACGCGAUCGGGACGGCACUUGCUUUCUGGAUUUACACGAUUGUAAGAGAAACUCAUCUUGCGAUUCGAAUAAAAGAAUCCUACAAAACUCCUGCUCCAGGAGAUCCGACUGCAGUGGGCUUAGCUCUGGUCAUAUGUCCUGGUCCGGAGGAUCUCAAUGCAAUCCUGACAACGUUUUCACCUUACCUAUAUCCAUUUGUAAUAGAAUUCAACAUUCUGAUAGUCGGGCUACUCUACAUGAUUUAUGCUAACAUUAAUCGUUGUCCGAAGAAACAUUCCGUUAAAGGACAUGGACACGGCCAUGGUAGCUCACAUAGUGGUCAUGAGGAUGGUGACAGUGUUUGUUCGGAUGCACAGAACAAGUCAAUCGAUCACGAAGCGGAGGUGAAAGGAAAAAUGAUCGUUUAUGGCGACUGUCAUGCUACCAGUCGCGGUUUAUUUGCUGGUUUGAUUUUGGUUGUGGCUACCAUCGUUGUCAUAAUUUUAUUUCACAUUGCUGCCAGAGAUGACGACUACCGAGAUGUAGGCGUUCUUGUUGAUUCUAUAUUCGAGGUGACGGUUCUCGGAAUUAUGACACUCGCUGCGAUUCUGGCCUAUUUUCAAACGUCAAAGUUGGACAUCAAUCAACAUCCGAUAUCCCGCCUGGAUGACGUACUGCUGUUUAUCGCAAUUCCAGCUUUCUUUUCGGAAACAUUUUUUAGCAUGAUACCGGCCUUCGAGAACCAAUCGAUUCUGAACGGAUUCAUAAUCUUCACUCAGUUGCUUCAAAUUCUUAUUCAGACACCGUGGAUUAUCGAUGCUUUGCGGAGGUGUUCGAAUGCUCCGGAAUUGAGAAAAGAAAAACCCGGCAAAGAGUUGGUAACCUUUCUGACGAUAGCCAAUGUUGCUCUUUGGAUUUAUUUAUCAUUUUCCGUUAAAACGGGCGACUUCGGUGAUGAGCGAUAUGAGUAUUACGGAGACGUGCUGUGGUCCAUACUUAAUCACUUAUCGCUGCCGCUUAUCAUGUUCUACCGGUUUCACGCAUCGGUUUGCCUGGUGGAUAUUUGGCGGCACUCAUACGAACCGGGAGAGUUCGCUCACUGACGUCCGCGGGAAGGUAGAUUAGGCUUCGAGGAACCUCGAAUGAUAUUAAAUUUCUGCUGGUUAGAAGUAAAAUACUGGACGAAAGCAUAACCGAAAAUAGAUAACGAACGUUAAUCGCGAUAGCAAAAGUUAGAUCGACUAUCUCCGUACCGAUAUAUGUACUGAUAAAUGCACUAGUAUUGACAACAAUAAUACGUCGGCAAACAA